Messenger RNA from Lineus longissimus, 3725 nucleotides. RefSeq names its product echinoderm microtubule-associated protein-like 2. Bases 24 to 3386 code for a protein of 1120 amino acids. Gene Ontology annotation, biological process: microtubule cytoskeleton organization. Gene Ontology annotation, cellular component: mitotic spindle. The transcript has 21 exons. NCBI's taxonomy places the organism in Eukaryota, Metazoa, Nemertea, Pilidiophora, Heteronemertea, Lineidae. Gene Ontology annotation, molecular function: microtubule binding; calcium ion binding. The record is from RefSeq and is a predicted model, not a curated record.
CUCCUCAAGAGACUGAAAUUACCAUGCGACCAUCAACAGACGGACGAAUGUUGCUGCAAGAAGAUGGCCCUUCUACUGACAUGGAGCUUGAACUAAUGCAACAACUAGUGAACCCUAUGCAGGACUGCAGUCGCCAGAGAUUACGCGCAAUCCAGAUGGGCCUCCGUCGUGACGGAAACAUUGAGUCCCGCAUAACUUCAAACGAAUUAAAGCUUGUUUUCAAGGAGAAUGGCCUUAGGUUGCCGUCACGAGCAUUCCAGAUGCUAGUGUCUAAAUAUGAGGAUAACCAGGGAAUUGAUUAUGAGAAGUUGUGGAAGUGUUUAGUGAAAACUCAACAGAACUCCGGCCGUGAUAGCGUCCGUGCUAUGAAUGCCCGAAACCACAUGGACACAGCUAACGCCGUGACAGUGUUGCCGGAUGUGAGAGAUGCAGAGCUGAUUAAGAGGCUAGAGAAACAAUUCAUGAAAGCAAAAUUUCAACCCGAACUGACCGAGUUAAGGCUUAUAUUUCAAGAGCGGGAUGAAGGAAAAGGAGGUCAGAUUUCCAGACAUGAGGUUGUUCAGACGUGCAGCGACUUUCAUCUCCCCAUAUACGGAGCUCUGUUGAACAGUUUAUUGAGGCGAUGUGAUGAUGAGAAAAAUGGAAAGAUCAGUUGGCCAGAGAUGAUGUCUUUCCUUGAUAAGGCCUGGCAGAACCUUGUCCAAGUUAACGAAGACGCAUUCAGAUCUCGGCCCAGACUAACGCCUCCAUCUCGACCUACUUCCGCCAUGCGCCCAUCCUCUGUACGACCCGCACCUCGAGCUGCAUCUACUGUCGAUGGGGAUAAUGUGAUAACACAUCCAACAAAGACUUCGAGGCAGAUAGUGCAGAGUGCUUUGCAGAAGAAGGGUUCAGUGAGUUCCCUGGCAUCAAAAAAAGGCAAGACAGAAACCACAGAAGGCAAGAAUACAACAGAAUCAAGCGGUCAGAUUGCCGAAGACAAUUGCCGGUCAAACUCUAAUGACAAUUCAUCGUACACAGCGUUUACAAGAAAAGUGGUCCCUGGUAUAGAUCAAGAUGACGGGUCUUCUUAUGCGAGAGCUCCUAACGCCGAUACACAAAAUGAACAAGAUAAGAACAGACCUUUGUUGAAGAAAUCAUCAUCUGGGAGUGGGUUCUUUAAAUCUGUCCGUAGUUUCCUGUCUGGCAGUAAGAAGGAAGAUAACAAGGCUCCUGCUAUACCCCUCAUACAGGUUGACAAACACACGGACAUCAAGGAGGAGUCAGCAGCUGAACUAACUGCUCAAAAUACGCUGGUAUUGAGUCCAACAGAAAAGUACAUGAAGACCAAGAUCCGGAAUAAGGAAUUGAAGCUGUGGUUUCCAGAUGACUUUCGCCCUGGCGAGGACCACUUAGAUCCACCAUUAGAAAGGCUACAGCUGGACUGGGUAUAUGGCUACAGAGGACAUGACUGUCGCAGCAACAUCUACGUCAUGGCGAAUGGAGAGGUGAUUUAUUACAUAGCAAACAUAGCCGUUUUGUAUGACGUCGAAGGUCACAGCCAGAGACACUACAAAGAACACAGCGAUGAGAUCAAAAGUAUGGCAGUCCAUGAUGACGGUGUAACCGUGGCUAGCGGACAAUCGGCGGCUUGUCAAAAACUUAAAUACGGUGGGGCUCACGUUCGAGUUUGGCGAGCUGACACCCUACAAACCUUGAAUAUAAUUGGCGAUGAUUAUUUCGAGAAGAGUAUAGUGUGUUUAGCCUUCCCGACAUCGAAAACCAAGGCAGGGGACGAGAGUGUACGCUAUUCACCAGGUGUAGAGGACAGACUGGUUGUGAUUGACAAGAGUAAGGACCAUUUGAUGUCGGUGUGGAACGUAUCUAAAGCUAAAGAGCUCGCUCGUAUUAAGAUUCAAACUGAUGUGACUUGUGACGUUGAUUUCAAUCCCAAGAACCCGGAUGUGAUUGUCACAAUAGGGAAAGAGCACCUUGUGUGGUGGCGUUUCAAUGCAGAGAGAAGUUUGAUCGAAGUGCACUCUCGUCCGGAUUAUCAGACCCAUCUUAGAGCCAUGUACGUAACAUGUCUGACACAUAACGAGAGCGGCGAUACUAUUACAGGGGAUUCUAACGGCACUAUAUACGUCUGGGGUUAUCCUGGAAACAACAUUACCAACAUGGUCAAACACGCUCACAACGGCCCAGUGUUUUCCCUGCUUCUGUAUAGGAACGCACUCAUUACCGGUGGCCGCGAUCACAAGAUCAAAACAUGGUUGUGUGAAAAAUACAUGGAUUCAGUCGGUUCCCUUGAGAUUCCACCUACAGAGGGCGGCAUACGCAUGAUACAGUUGCACAAAGGCCUUCUAAUGUUGGGAACGACAGCGAAUACUGUACUUAGGAUUUCAAUUAACAAGAAUGGUGCGCCGCUAGAUGGCGCUGUUUUAGAACGCCCGAUGACAGAGUGUCAUUUUGAUGACCUUCGUGGACUGAUGGCGUUCGGUGAUGUCGGUCGGCCGACCCAGUUUCUUACUGCAGGGUAUGAUGGAGCCAUUUGUCUGUUCGAUGCAGAACGGAAGCUAUCUUUAUGGAAAGUUGUAUUGAAGGAAACGAGUGCACUUUGUGCCGAUGUCUCGUCAGAUGGCCGCGUGCUAGCCAUAGGAACCAGAGACUGCGCUUUGGUGUUGUUGAACAUUCCUGAAUGUCAAAAGUCCGAUGAGAUAGUAGAUGAGGAUGCGUCAUCUAUCAGACCAGACAUACGAGAAUUAACGCGGGUCAAACUCUGUAAUCAAAAACCAAGUUGUGUGAAAAUUUCGCCAGACCAGAAACUAGUGGCAAUCGCUUGUUAUGAUAACAUCAUCUACAUCGUUGGUCAACUCGAAAGCAGCGUUGAUGAACACCCCGAAAUGUUGGAAGAGAAUGCGACAAUCGAAUGGGCUGUCUUGCGAAAAUGCAAGGGCCAUGUGUCGAACAUCAAUGGUAUUGACUGGUCCAUCGUUCACCCAGUUGACCAAUAUAUGCUGCGUUCAAGCGAUUAUGGGCUUGAUACAUUUGUGUGGGACGCGAGAACAGGUGAGCAGAAGACAAACCCUAACGAGACCCGUAAUAUCUCGUGGUCAACGAACCACUGUCGCAUCACGUAUAACCUCGCAGGAGUUUGGAGCAGCAAGAUUGGCAAGGAGGCUGAGAUAACUGCCGUAUGUGUCAGCCCUGAUAAAAGGCUUGUGGUCGUUGGUGAUAACAGGGGCUAUAUUGGUCUCCUGAAGCACCCGUGCUGUAACGACAGUCCCUUCUGCCAUGUCUAUCGAGGUGCCGUAAACGUCCAAGAUAUUAGGUUUACACAAAAUGGUAAAUACGUCCUAACGACAGGUGGACGAGAUACGUGUGUGAUGCAGUGGACCAUUGUAUGAACCAGUCUCGCUACAAGCUAACAUGAAAGAGAAUGCGGUUUGCUGCAAGAUAUGCAGGAUACAUCGAGACAGCAGGUUAAAUUUUACUGUGAACAAAGUCCACCCAAGAAGCCAUAUGAGCCAAGGACUUCGAAAUUCAAAACUCGACUCCUUCAGUCGAACGUAAGCAUGGUAGGCCUUUUGAUACCUUUUAAAACCGGCCAACACUGACGGCCACGGUACGAACGAACCGGCCCCAAUCCGGAUCGAAGCCGGUUCAGCUGACCCGCACCGUCUAAAUGGGAUUUCACUCCAGGUGAACUGACCUUGUCGGAACCGACCCGGGGUGGGUUUAUAUGC